This is a messenger RNA of Physeter macrocephalus (sperm whale), 1033 nucleotides long. RefSeq names its product fibronectin type III domain containing 11 (gene FNDC11). NCBI's taxonomy places the organism in Eukaryota, Metazoa, Chordata, Mammalia, Artiodactyla, Physeteridae. Bases 1 to 954 code for a protein of 317 amino acids. The record is from RefSeq and is a predicted model, not a curated record. The transcript has a single exon.
AUGAACUUGCAGGUGACGGGCCUGGACCUGGACAGAAUGAAGCUGGACAGCCCUCAGUGCUUCCUGGACCAGGAGGAGGCGGAGGAGGCCAAGGGUCGGCAGCUGCUGGAGCCCGAGACUUGGCGGACCUACGCGGAGCGCCGCAACGCUGUGCACAAGUUCCUGACCUCGGCCCUGAGCCCGCAGCUGCUCAGGCGCCACCGGGCCCGCGUGGAGCUCCUCAAGAAGUGCUCCUACUACAUCGAGAUCCUCCCCAAGCACCUGGCCCUGGGUGACCAGAACCCGCAGCUGCUGCCCUCCACGUUCCAGUUCAUCAACCCCAAGAAGUUCCAGCGCAUGAAGCAGGUGGGCACGGCCCAGACCAAGAUCCAGCUCGUGCUGCUUGGGGAGCUGCUGGAGCAGCUGGACCACGGCCGGUGUGAGCUGGACGCCCUGCUCCAGUCACCGGACCCUCGGCCCUUCCUGGCGGGCUGGGGGCUCGUGGAGCAGCGGCUGGCAGACCUGUCGGCCGUCAUGGACAGCUUCCUGGCCACGAUGGUGCCAGGGCGCCUGCACAUCAAACACCGCCUGGUGUCUGACCUCAGCGCCACCAAGAUCCCCCCCAUCCAGCUCAUGCUGAGCGCCAAGAUGCCCGUCGUGUUCGACCGCCAGCAGUCGGUGGCCCACCAGGACUGGGUCAGCCUGCGCUGCUUCGUCACCCUCCAGCCGGCCGUGCCGGAGCAGUUUGAGCUGCGCUACGAGCUGCUGGACCCACAGACACGGCAGGAGUACAUGCAGCGUGCCACCGUCCCCGUGGCCGCCUGCGCCUUUGACGUCCGAAACCUGCUGCCCAACCGCUCCUACAAGUUCACUAUCAAGAGGGUGGAGGGCUGCAUGCUGGUGUACGAGCCCUGGCUGGACAGCCUCACCCUGCAGACCAGGCCUAGGCCCCCUGAAGGGCCCGCCCCCCCGUAGGCUGGGCAAGCUGGGCCCGGCCCUGACCACACCUUCCUAGAAAUGAUUUCCUAGUACUUAUCCACUAAUAAAGAGGAGU